AGCGGCCGAGGUUGCCGCCUUAGCGUGGCCGAGCUGCUCCACCUUGCGCUCGGCUGACAGCGCAGGUGGCGCUGCUCAGGCACCCGCAGCGCGAGCAAGGCGCGGGAGUGGGCGGCGCAGAAGAGAUGCCGUGGCCGACGGGCCUUGGCGCCCACGUCUUCGUCCUCCGCCGUGAUGCGCUCCUCCGGGUGCGGCCGGCUGCACCCACGUCGCACCCCGAGCCUCGGCUUCGUUUUGCGGUCCUGCGGCCAUGCGGUGUCGGCUCGCGCAGCUCGCGCUGCUCGGCAGCCGCUGCAGGCGAAAGCGCGAGCGCGCCUUGCGGUGCUGUUGCGCCGGCGAGACGGCGAAACGCUGCAAUCGAGCGCGGCAGCCGGCCUCGCUGCAAUGCCGCUGGCGCUGCAACCUCGCUCGCGCUGCGGCGGGCUGCACCUUUCAUGCCCGUGCCUCGCGUCGAUCGAGGGCAUCGACGCGUCGAGCGCAAGGAGACGCGUACAGUGGCGUGUCGAAAAAGUCGUCGAGACGCCGCUCUGCCGCAUGCCGGUGUCGAGCCACACCCGCUGCACCUGCAGAUGUUCUCCUCGUCGUCAGGCCUCGGCGUGCUCAACGGCAGGUGCAGGAGAGGUGUUGCAUGAUGCUCUAGCCCGUGCCUCGGCUGUUGAAGGGGGCAGAGACCCUCCAGCACGUCCUACUGAGUAGGUUCUCGGUAGGGCCCUAGCAGACGCCUGUCAGGCAACCUGCUAUGAUUUUCUAGCGGACCAGACCAGGCAACGUGCUAGGCCGUCCGUCAGCCGUGUGCUACCGUCUGUUCAGCGUCUGCUAGGCUGCUGCUAGGCUGCUGCCGGGCGCUGCGAGCUGACACGGAGCUGCUGGGGCCUAUCGAAACCCCGCUGUGUAGGACGUGCAGAGCGGCAGCAAGGGGCUGCGUGUGGGGGCGCCGAGCGCAAAUA
Messenger RNA from Tilletiopsis washingtonensis, 947 nucleotides. RefSeq lists its product as hypothetical. Bases 175 to 696 code for a protein of 173 amino acids. NCBI's taxonomy places the organism in Eukaryota, Fungi, Basidiomycota, Exobasidiomycetes, Entylomatales. The transcript has a single exon. The record is from RefSeq and is a predicted model, not a curated record.